Messenger RNA from Linum trigynum, 4252 nucleotides. The record is from the annotation of a GenBank genome assembly. NCBI's taxonomy places the organism in Eukaryota, Viridiplantae, Streptophyta, Magnoliopsida, Malpighiales, Linaceae.
GUUAAUCAUUUCAUUACCUCUUCUUGCCGGAAACAUGAGAAGUAUGACAGAUCAUGUCUUUGUGAAAGGUACAGUCGGAUGCUGAUAAAACCUACACAGCUGGAUUAGAAACUGACAGCUUUGAGAGGAUGGGGAAGUGUUAGGGAAAUUUCCCCCUCAUUAUUCCAUGAGGAGUUGAUGGUGACAACAGGUAUCCUUAGAUUGAUCUAUGCGAAAAUAGCACCCUAUGCCUGCUUGUACCAUGACAACCAUUGUUGUCCCCCUUGUAAAGUAGUUUUCACCCUGUAUUCUCAUGUUUAGUCCCUCAACUGUGCUGUUCUUAACAAAUAGGAUCACUAAAUACUAUAUCGUCUCAUCUAGUUUGUUCGUUAAACAUUCUGUCAUAUUCAGCUAUCAAUGGAUUGGAAAGAUGGUUAGUAAGCACGUUCUUCAUAAAUCACAUGUAAUGGUGAAUUCAUAAUUCUGAUAGAGAGGGAAAGAGUCGGGGAGUUUCCAGGAGAAAAAAUGAAUUUACAUCAUACAUAACAUGUAAGUCAUCAUCUUCCUUGUUUGCUAAGCAUGGAUUACCCCACACUAAUAACAUAUUUGGAUUGAAUUUUUAACGUGCCGGCUAAAAGGUGAUAAACAAUAUAAUACAGUGAUGUAUUUAUUUGGAAAUCAUAAUACGUUAAUGUGUUUGCUAAAAUGUCCCAUUAAUCCAUUUUUAUAAUAUUCCUCAACAUUGCAGUUCUCGCCGGCAACAAGAAUCAAAAAAAUCUCCAGGAGAUGGGGGUAAUAGUGAAAGUCUAUAUAUUAGAAGCACUCAAGCCUAACUUCCGGGAGGUUCAGGAAAAAAGAAACCAGGAGUACUAUUACUGUGUUCGAUAUUUUCCAAGGAGAGGAAAAACCCAGGAAAUGGUUGCUGCAGAUCCUUACAUAUCAUCUAACUUCCAUAGCAAUGGAGGAGGCAGUGGAGGUAUCGAUUCAAGCGAUCUCGAUCUUAAUCUCUGUCAAUUCCCAUGCUAUCCAGCAUUCCCGGAGAAACGUGGGCCGGAUUACAGCUUAGACCAGCCAAGAACUCAGAAGAAGCUGAAACAGCAAACUGAUGAUAGUGGGUCCCCUACUGACACCAGCUCUGGCGGGUUCUAUGAGGCUAACAGCAGCAGCAACAGUAGCUUCAACAGCUUGCCAAAGCUCCAGUUUCGAGACUAUGUAUGGGCGUAUGCGGAGAGGUUCCUGGCCAUCGAGGCCAUGGAGGAAGCUGCUGCAAUGACUUUGGCAGUGGAAGAAGAAGAAGAGAAAGUUGAGGUUAAAGAAGAGCCAGGUGUCGACGGGAUGAAGCUGGUCCAGCAGCUGAUCGCCUGCGCGGAAGCAGUCGCAUGUCGCGACAAGGCUCACGCAUCGGCGCUGCUCUCUGAGCUGCGAGCCAAUGCGCUGGUAUUCGGGACUUCGUUUCAGCGCGUGGCAUCCUGUUUCGUCCAAGGGCUGUCCGACCGCCUUACACUGGUCCAGCCCCUAGGGACCCAUGGGGUCCUCAGUUCAGCACCUGCUAGAGCCUUGGCCUCAUCCUUUUCAGCCGAAAAGGAUGAGGCUUUGACGCUGGCCUACGAGCUUUGCCCGCAGAUCCAGUUCGGACAUUUCGUGGCAAACACAUCAAUCCUCGAAGCCCUUGAGGGAGAGAGUUCAAUUCACGUUGUGGACCUUGGGAUGACACUAGGCCUCCCUUGCGGUCAGCAAUGGCAGAAUCUGAUGCACAGCAUAGCUGGACGCAUCAGAAAGUCGUCGGUUCCACGCCUACGAAUCACAGGCGUGGGGCCUGAAGCCGAUCGCCUGCAGGCAAUCGGAGUCGAGCUCAGUUGCUAUGCUGCCAACCUGGGUUUGAAUUUUGAGUUCAUGUAUAUCAGGAGCAGUUUAGAGAGUCUGAAGCCCGAAGAUUUUGACGUCCAGGAAGGGGAAGCCGUGGUGAUCAAUAGCGUCCUCCAGAUGCAUUGCGUGGUGAAGGAGAGCCGUGGCGCUCUGAACUCGGUCCUUCAGGUCCUGAAUGAGCUGUCGCCCAAGGCAUUUGUCCUGGUCGAGCAGGACUCGAAUCACAACGGCCCCUUCUUCCUGGGGAGGUUCAUGGAAUCACUGCAUUACUACUCGGCCAUCUUCGAUUCGCUGGACUCGAUGCUGCCCAGGUAUGACACCAGGAGGGCGAAGAUCGAGCAAUUUUACUUUGCGGAUGAGAUCAAGAACAUUGUGAGCUGCGAGGGGCCGGCUAGGGUCGAAAGACAUGAGAGGUCAGAUCAGUGGCGCAGAAGGAUGAGCAGGGCCGGGUUCCAGGCUUCGCCGUUGAAGAUGUUGGCGCAGGCUAAGCAGUGGCUUGGCAAGGCCAAGUUCUGUGAUGGGUAUACUGUGGUCGAGGAGAAAGGUUGCUUGGUUCUUGGAUGGCAAUCAAGACCCAUCAUCGCAGCUUCUUGCUGGAGGUGUUCCAAGAUUUAAAAGAAAAGUACAGGUUCUGUUAAUGGAUUUCAAAUAAACUUCCACCAAAGAUUCUGAUCAGAAUCCCCCCACUCUGCAAUUUGUUUACUUUGUGAAAUAAGGGUUUUUGCUGUUUUCUUAUUCCUGAUGAACCAGGGAAUCUUAAAGCUUCGGCCUUUUCCCUGGAAAUAACUGUCUCGAUUUUCUCUGUUCAUGUUUCCUUUGUGUUAUCACUGUUUCUGUUUAGCCAACUCGCCACUGAAAGAAGCAAUCCCCUGGUGAAAAAAGAGAAAUCUUUUCAAUUGGCCUUGGGAUUAUCAGGAACUAUGCGUUGCUAUUUGAUUAAUGAAAUGAAGCUAUCAACUUAAAAUUGUCCAAUUUUUGCAGCUGCAAGACAUGUUUAAACUGGAGGCUAGAGUAGCUGCCACGUGUAUGGUAGAUACAUAGAUUCCCUAUUCUGCUCCUUGUAUGGAUAAGAUCGCUUGUACUCUGUUUGAGCAAGAACCAAGUUCGAUUAGAAAUGGAAGUGGGUAUGUCACUAAAUGCACUGAUGAGGCUGCCAUUAUCGAGUUCGUCGAGAACUCUGGAAGAUGGAUUGGUCAAGCACUCGUUAUUCUCAGCUGAGUUGCAGGGUGACGCGACGUGGGAGUUCUUUAUUAGUAGUUGAAGCUAAGGGGAAGAGAGGGAUGGUAAAUCGCCAGUUUCAGCAGAGACCUCCUCCAUUGCCGAAGGUUGAAGAUGAUGGGAAUCCCAAGUUCGUCAUCUUCAUCCGCAUGGCCAAUGUAAUGUUUUCCCCCCUUUUGGACUCUCUUCCCUCUUUUGCAAGCUGUAAACAGUUCAUUACUUUACUCUGUAGAUGAAUAGAGUUUCCUUGGUAGCUCUGUUCAAUCUGAAUUUCAUCAGUUCGUAUCAUAAUGCUUAUGGAAUGGGAUUUGAUCUUAAUUACGGAUCCGUGUAGAUCAUGAUCCGAAGAACAGUAACAUGUUAGAGUGGACUCAAGAACAUUGUGCAAUCUCAACAGUAACAUGUAAGAGUAGAUCAUGAUCCGAAGAGUAGUAACAUGAUUACGGAAUGAGAUUUGAAUGAGACAUGCCCACGCUUUGUUGAAUCCUGUAAAUCUCAUAUUUAUUGUGAUUGCUCUUUUUCUUUUGCUUGUUCCUUCUUGUAUUUGAUUCCAGAAUCCAAUCCGGCCUCCCAUCCUGCUGUUAUACGUGAUUGCAGUUCGAGUUCUGCUGACCGUCCGAUUCUGUAAAGUUAGGACUUAGAAAUGGAUGGUGUUUCUAAUCAUGUCCUGCUUUCUUUGGAUGGAAAUUCGUCUAGAUUGCAUUAGGUAAUUUUACCUACAACGCUGAGUAAUUAUACUGAGACUGUUGUUUACUUAUUCCCCCAGGUUUACAUAUGGUACCCGCUUAGUCUAAUAACAGGUGGUACAACAGCUAAAAUCAUGGUUGCUGCUAAGGACAACUUUCUGGGCAAGUACAUAUCCAAAGACACACUUGCUCGAAACCUUGCCGCGGUAAUCUAUAGAGUAAGUUGGUUGGUAGAAUCUUCUUGUCUUGGAACUUGCUGAAAGAAGCUUGCAUUUCUCACAUGAAAAAGAUGAAGUAUUAUAAUAAUAUGAUUUUCAUUGUGUUGUGUUUGGUUUUCUUAGUAAUAAUUAGUCUCUGAAUUAGCCAGCAUAGCAGUUUCAUGCUUUGUUUUCUCCUUCCAAUUUGAUCUCACUUUGGAACCACACUGAAAACAAAGUUGUUGUCUUUCGCAUCAUUUGAUCUGUACUAAGUUUGGAUCCAAACAAUGAAUGCCAUUAGUUUGA